AUUGGAUCCCUCAACAGAUUUUAGCUUCUUAGGAGCGAACCCCUUUUGGAGGAGAUGCAGACUGUCUUGCAAGAAAUACAAGUCGAUGAACCACUGUACCAGUUGUUUCCAGGUAUGACCAAACAAGAAAUUGUGAACCGCGCUCUUUUAAUUAGAAAAGAGGCUAUGGAAAAGGAAUCACCACACAGAUGUGUCGAAGGGUUGUUCUUCUUGAAAGAAACCUUGUACAAAAAUAGCUUUAACUCUGAAGCGUUUCCAAAAGAUAAACUACCGACUCUUCGUAUAUUUGAAGUAGGCUCUUGCUUUGGAGUCGCUCUUCGAAAGUUGGUGCUUGAUGGUGCUUCGCGUGACAAUAUCUUUGGCGUUGAUGUUUCUGAUACCUUUGUUCGUCUUGGAUAUCAAUUCUUUGAUGACAAAGCUUCUUUUGGUGACAGAAUCCGUGUGCUCAACGUUUUAGCUGAUAACUUUUUCGACGUUGUGCACAGCUGGGCUGGACCUGAACCCUUUGACGUGGUUAUAGCCAAUCUCGUGUUUCAUUGUUUGCCGGAUCAUAAUGACGUUCUUGCGGAAAGAGCUUACAAGUUGCUUAAGCCUGGUGGCGUUCUCAUUGGACAAACUGCAGCACAUGCAAAUGACAUGAAUGAGCAGUUCGUAUUUGGAAUAAGUCCUCGUAAAGCGGUUCUUCAUUCGGAAAGUUCUUUUAACAAUCUUUUAAAGUCCCAUGGUUUUCAAACCGUGAAAGUAAACUUGAAUGACCAUCCUAUGGAGGAGGAAGAUAUUCAGUGGAUGUCUCGCCACUUCGCUUUUGAUAAGAACGAAGCCAGUGGCUUGAGUCUUAUGAGUUUUAUUGCAAGAAAAUGAACUUUUUUCGUAUAAAGGAUUAUUUUAUAUU
This is a messenger RNA of Galdieria sulphuraria, 892 nucleotides long. RefSeq lists its product as uncharacterized. The coding region runs from base 55 to 861 and encodes 268 amino acids. The record is from RefSeq and is a predicted model, not a curated record. The transcript is spliced from 2 exons. NCBI's taxonomy places the organism in Eukaryota, Rhodophyta, Bangiophyceae, Galdieriales, Galdieriaceae.